Molecule: messenger RNA, 1586 nt
Organism: Branchiostoma belcheri (Belcher's lancelet)
Lineage: Eukaryota; Metazoa; Chordata; Leptocardii; Amphioxiformes; Branchiostomatidae
Exons: 1
Coding region: 268-1278 (336 amino acids)
Cellular component (GO): membrane
Source: RefSeq, a predicted model, not a curated record
UUUCGGCCAGGGAGAAAGAGUCUUCCAGUUGGGAUCGCUCAUUCUUACACUGAAUUGUCAGUUCCGACUUGAACUCGAGUGGACAGUCCAAUGCAUGUGCAUUAUCAUUAUUGGAUGGCAUUCCGUGUACUUUAAUAUCCAGUCUGGGUGAUGACAACAUUUCCCUUAUAAUUAUUGGCAAGAAGAAUUCUCUUCACCAAUAACUUCCCGUAUCACAAAAGUCGAUAUUCAAAGCCGAGGAAAAACAACGACAGCGAACUUGAGGACAUGGCGACAACCUGUAACGAGGAGAUGACAGACCGAGAGGGAGCCGGAUUUGCACAGACGUUCCUGACAUCCGGAGCCGGUGUGCUGUAUGCCCUGCUGUACACGGUUCUGUCCGCCGUCGCGUCACAGUUCAUGGCCCUGAAUAGCCAGGCAGGCAUACCUGGGCUGCAGCUGAUGUUCCUCGUCAAACUUGUACAGACCCUUGCUGUCGCGUUCUUCCUGCCCUUCUUUAGACCAAAACUGACAACUGAAAGCGGACGGCAAAGUCUACUCCUGGUGCUGUCGACCAUUCUGGAGAACCUUGGAUCUGUCUUCCAGUAUAUGUCCUUCAUCUAUGUUGUCCCUGGGAUCGCCUUCGGCAUCAUAAAAGGGUCAAUGCCUUUGGCCUCGGCCUGUAUUGGAUUUUUGUUCCUGAAGGAAACUGUGGGCGUCGUGGAUGGUUUCGGAAUCGUUCUCAACGUAGCCGGGGUUGCAGUGGUCGCAUCUGGAUUAAUCACGGAGAACACUUCGUCCACGCAGCAUCUGACGGCGUCCCUUCUCCUUCCGUUCGCAGCAACGUUCAGUAGAGCUCCAAAUCUGGUCAUCUCCCGGUCACUCAUCGGUGUACAAAAGGUGUCCGUUCUAACCGUGCUCUUCUAUGCAGACCUGGCAGGAGCGGUCGUGCUACUCGGACUGACGUACUGGUUAGAGACACCGGUUUGGGCGAUGUCGGCACAGACGGUGGGUUGCGUCAUCGCACUGUGCCUGUGUGUCUGCGGCGCACAAUUUGCCACAAAACUGUCACUGAAGACGGAAAAGGCGGGGAUCACUGCCACCAUCAAGACCUUCACCAUACCUCUCGCAGUGCUGUUGGACUACGUCGUUCAAUCGGAGUUUCCCAGUCUGCUCAAAUUUGGCGGUGUUGUACUCAUAGUGUUCGGUACCGGUGUAGUGGCGGUGUAUACAUGGUGGAAGCAUCGCAAAGAAACUCUUCACAAAGAAUUCAUGGAGAGCUUGGAUUUUAAUAAGUAAGUCAUUAAGUUUAUAUGGAAUAUGGUAUACAGGGUGCAAUGUAUGGAAAUAAUUCUAGCAAUAACUCUCCUAGACUAAAUAGUAUUUUGUGACAUGUUCUAACUAGAGUUCUACCACCUCAUACCUUCUCCAAAUGGUGUUGAGCUUUACCCCCGACGAUUGACAACAUAAAAUGCUUUUUACUGAUAAUGAUAAAGUCAUAUAGCAUUUCCGUGCCAAAGAAAGUCUUCACAAAGAUUUCAUGAAGAGCUUGGAUUUGGAUAAGUUAGUCAUUAACGGAAGUGUAUAAAACGUCAAGCUGUAUAGUU